Molecule: messenger RNA, 2397 nt
Organism: Budorcas taxicolor (takin)
Lineage: Eukaryota; Metazoa; Chordata; Mammalia; Artiodactyla; Bovidae
Gene: CATSPERD
Product: cation channel sperm associated auxiliary subunit delta
Exons: 23
Coding region: 1-2397 (798 amino acids)
Biological process (GO): flagellated sperm motility; sperm capacitation
Cellular component (GO): CatSper complex; sperm principal piece
Source: RefSeq, a predicted model, not a curated record
AUGCUGGUGUUAAUGCUGGUGGUGGCGACCACCUUUCGGUUCUGCCCGCUGGUCAAAGCUCAGCCGCUGUGCCGUAUUCGCACGUUGAGGACAGGAAAGGUGUUUCCUGUCGAAGAGAAAAUACAAGGGGACCGCCUGUAUUUUUCAUCUGGGAAAACUCACUUGAUUAAGCAUCCUUGUAAGAAAACCCUAGCCCUGUAUCUAGGAAGACAAAUUUUUCUCACAAAGGACAACUUUGAGAGUAGUCUCAUUCCGUUUUCCAUCCCUACGUCAAUGCAGGUUGGCACACCAGAAGUGACGUCAGCACAUUUUGCUGGUUCGGUAUUGCUGUUAGUAGUGAAUCAAAAAGUCUAUGUUUAUGAUUAUGAAGCCAACUUCUGGACUGCAUCUACAGGCAUACAACACCCUGUUUCACAUGUAUCUGGUGACAACUGUUGUUACGGUGGAAAUUCAUUCUGCAUGGAUAUAAGUAACUCGGUUUUUGCUUAUUUGCAUGGAGAUCGGAUAUCUCAGGCCAACAUCUAUUUCUCAAACUCCCGCGGAUACAGAUUUCAGAAGUACGCCCAGGAAAGACGUGCAGAGCUAGUCGGGACCUUUGGGGGGAUCUUCUCCUUUCAGUCUCUGUCACAGGUUGGGCUGCUUCUUGUUGACGAACAGAUGGCCAUGUUCAGCUACUCUGACCAUCCCUUGAACCGCAGCUUUGGGCUGCCCUUUGACUAUGACAGGACCCUUGACAUCCUCAUCGCCCCGGGCCAGAGAGGCAUCCUUAUCUUUUGGUCUGAGAAGAACCUGCUAGUUUCCCGAAACUCAGGUCAGCUGGUCGAAUCUGUCCAGGUGCGAGAAGGACAACGCAUCUUGUAUAAUUCCAUUGUCAAAGCCAACAUCACCAUCCACAGUGUUGCUGCUAAUGAAAAUGAACUGGCAGUUUUAACUCGAGAGAAUAAUUUAUAUUAUGGCAGCCUGGGAAUCCAGUCGAGUUCUCUAAUCAAAUUUGCAGACCAAAACAUCUGGUCCCAAGAGGCGGUCCUGAUGUUCACUGACGUGGGGAUGCUGGAAAUACUGACCCCGCUUCCUGACAUGCUCUUUCCAGCUUUCGAUUUCCAGAAGUGCCCCCUGAAUAUCCAAGCCCUUCUCGUGGAUCCCCAACUCCAGGCUGGCAUCUGCAAAGUGGAACUUCUGCAGGGAGAAUUUGAAAACAAAAUGUACACCAUUGACAUGAACAGCCAGUUGGAGUUGACGGCCCUAAUGAUACCCCGGCCAGGCACGUUACCUGUCCCACUAGUAAUAGUGAGCAACCCCCACUCCCUGGGGCUGCAGGCGGUUAUCUAUGAGGACGGCUACACCUACGGCAGCAACACCAAGCACAGACUGAACAUUUCCCUGAAGCAACAGCACCACUGGGGCAGGGCCAACCCCAACUUCACCUCUAGCAUAAAGAGACCCACAAUAUCUACCAUCACACUGGACAUCGCCAACAAAGAAAUUUCAUGUGUGGACCUUAAGCCACUGACGGCGCUCAUUUCAGUUGGGUGUGACCUGGAGAAGAAGAUCGUCAUUCAGAAUGAACUUUCAGCAUGUUACCACGGAGUCCUCGACCCUGUGGCCCUUCAGGACAACUAUAGCUACGUCAUUGAGAGGGAAGCCUACGACCCCAACUUCCAGGGGCAGCAGGCCAAGGAAGACCUGAAGGUGUAUUACCCCUAUGAGAAGCUGGGCUGCCCCCUCCUCGCCUACUAUGACAUCCCGUGGAAGCCAGUGGUGGAGCUGUGGCGCGAAGGCAAGUUCCAGGAGGUGGUGGAGGCCGAGUAUGUCCUGCUGGAGAUGAACGGGCUAUUCACCUACACGUACUCUCUGACAGCUGGCAUGGCAGGCUGCAGUGCCCAGCCGCAGAACUGGACCACCAUCACCGAGAUGGCCGGCGACACAGCGUCCUUCUCCUGGGACCGCGAGAAUUACAUGAGCUGCCACGACCCUGACUACCACGAACCCUUGAGAUGGCCUGACGUCCCAUAUCAGAUCUUGGGAGGCUCAACAGAGAACAAGGUUGUUUUCGACCAAAGAAACGGCAUCUACAUCUUCUUCAUUUCUAUCGUGGAUCCAUCCUACAGCUACUGUCACCUGGAGACCACCUUCAGCGUCUAUGUCUACGGGGCCUUCCCACUGUCCAUCUUCCCGCCAGAGGUCACCAUUUUCCUGCUCACGGUGGCCACCCUGCUGUUCGUGUGGCUGGCUUACAUGAUCCCCCAGCUGCUGCACAACGAGCAGGGCCUCGAGGUCAACGGCUUCUGGGUCAGACUCACCUACCUCCACACCCCAGCUGUCUACAUGAACAUGGGUGGGGGCCCGCCCCUUCACCACUGGCGACAGCACUUGCCCCGCCAGGUCGGUGGAGGCUGA